GCGCAGCGGGCGCGUGCCCCUCCGCAUGCGAGCAGUGGGUGCCGGCGUAGGCAGGUCUUGAUCUCUCAGAUGAUCACGAUGUACAGGUUCCGUUCCAUAGUUCUGUAUGGCCUACCAGGGGUUCUGGCUCUGAUAGGCUACUGGUCAUACAUCUCAAAAAGGAGACGGUGGCUCAACCAGCAGGCUGAGGAGGUAAUCAGAGUAGGUGUGGCCACAGAUGUCCAAAAGUGCUCUUUCCAGAAGGCAGAGGGAUUGGACAUACAGGAGGUCUUCCUUCAAAGCUAUGGAACGAAUUAUGCAACGCCAGUUCCCGGUGGAUCGCUGUACAGGGAAGAACUUGAAAGAGGGGAUAUGAAUCCAGAUUACCAAGAUUCCAAGGUGGUCCUUGAUGCUGAAGUUGCUGCAGCUGAGCUUGAUCUCCUAGGGACCAGCGAUUUGUCCACCCAGAGGCCUGAUCCAGAAGGAAAGGUGGCGGAGGGGCCGUGGCCUGAAACGAAUGGAAGCGCCUCCCAGCAGGGUACUGAGUUUAAGCCAUGCAGCCCUGAGGAGCUGGGAGAAGGACCCUCAUGUAGCCCUGCCAACGUGGACCUCUGUGCUACAGAGAAAUCGGACAGCUUGGCGAGGUCCCCCAGCAAGCUGGAGAGGAACAAGUCCCUGACACCAUGCACAGCGGACACAGAAGAGACCCUCCCCUGCAGCCCAAUUUGCCUCUUAGCAGACGAGCAGGGCCUGACCGAGGAGAUAAGGGGGGCUGUUGGUGACGCAAACAGCAGGUGGUGUGAGGGACUGGAUCCCAGUGGUGGGCUGGUAGAGGAAAAUGACUCUGCAGGCUCUGAGGACAGGACUGACUGGGAAGGCAGUUUCAACAGUAGCACCCUGUCUGCGUACCCCCCGAACCAUCCACUUGCAAACCUGGUGGAGUGGGAGAUUGAGGUGCCAAAUCACCUUGUUGGACGUCUGAUUGGCAAGAAAGGUCGUUCAGUGAACUUCCUGAAGCGGAGCUCUGGUGCAAAGAUCUAUGUGUUCAAUGCAACACGGGAGCUGCAGAUGUGCCACAUUGAAGGUUCCAAGGCACAGGUGGACAAAGCACUGUCCCUUAUUGGGGGGAGAUUUGGUGACCUGGACCUGACUGAUCGGCGAUUGAUCCUUGGUCACCAGCUGCCCCCUGAGGCCUGGAUGAAACUUCCUGAAGGAGAGAUGAUUGGGGUAAUUGUGGCAAAAGCGGUGUCACUGACCCAUGUGUUUGUCCAGUGGAAUGAGAGCACCUCCCAGUAUGCAUUGCAUUCUCUUGAGGAGCAAAUGAUGUGGUGCUAUUCGCAGCAUGAGGCCUCCCCUCUACCCACCUGUGUCAGGCUUGGAGAGCUCUGUGCUGCUCCAGGGCCAACAGGUGGUUGGAGAAGAGCACAACUCAGGAGCUUCUGUGGACCCAACACUGUGGAGAUCCUCUACUUGGACCACGGCGGCUAUGAGAAGGUUGGCAUCAGCACACUACGGAUUUUAAGGCCAGACUUCCUGUCUCUGCCUUUUCAAGGCAUUGAGGUCAUGCUGGACAGCCUUGGGCUCCCACUAGGGGAGAGUCAGUUUUCAGCAGAGGCAGCCUUAGAGCUGGAAGAGAUGACAAAAGGAGUGGCUCUGCUUGCUAAGUGUGUGAGGUAUCACAAAAGUGGCAUGCCCAUGGUCCACAUAUGGAAGAUGGUGGGAGAUGAGCUGGUGUCCUUGAACCAUCUGCUGGUGCAGCGGGGCUUUGCCAUUUGGGUGGAGACAUGCUGAUGAUGCUCAGGGUGCCCUGGAAAGAGUACAGACCCCAUGGUGACCUGUAGCCUCUGGCUCCCAAGAGCUUUCUCUGAAUGCCAGGCUGGCUACAAAUGAGCAGUCUUGGUGAACUCUGCUGCCCCCUGCUGGAGCUCCUUCAGGGUGCAAACUGUUCUGCCAGCUUCAGCACCGAUUGUCCAAGUUCUGUUGUACCUCCUUGUCCUCUUCAUUGUCACUUCAAAGGUAUAUGGUGUGUUUUGGGGUUUUACUUGUGUGAUUCACCAUGCAGGGACAAGUUCAGGGUUCAACUGGGGGUGCUGACCCUUGCAGGCAGUCCCAGUUAUAGCGUCAAGGUCACACCAGACUACUCAGUCCAGUGGCACUAAUGCAUUAAACAUACUUUCUAUGUCAUUAAUGAUCAUGUGUAUUUAUCCUCUUUCCGGCCCCAAUGUGGCUGUUUCCUUGUUCUUAUUGACAUCUUCAGGGAGGGGGGUUCCUCUUUGUGUUUGUGCAGUAUGCCACCCUCUGUCAAAGAGCUGUUUUAUCCUGUCUACCAGGCAGAUCGAAAUGUCGUCUUUUUAAUGCACAUCUAUGUUGUGUGCUCAUGCGUCUCUUGCAAAUAAAGGAA
This is a messenger RNA of Scleropages formosus (Asian bonytongue), 2380 nucleotides long. RefSeq names its product A-kinase anchor protein 1, mitochondrial-like. Gene Ontology annotation, molecular function: protein kinase A regulatory subunit binding; RNA binding. Bases 70 to 1770 code for a protein of 566 amino acids. The transcript has 11 exons. The record is from RefSeq and is a predicted model, not a curated record. Gene Ontology annotation, cellular component: membrane; mitochondrion. NCBI's taxonomy places the organism in Eukaryota, Metazoa, Chordata, Actinopteri, Osteoglossiformes, Osteoglossidae.